UGGCAGGUGAUGGGCGACGACAAAUGGCGUUGGGUACGGGUACGGGUACGGCUGCUGAUGCGCCUGCGCCUGCGCAAGCUGCUGUGACAUGACGAAGAGGUGCACAGGCCGAAUUACGACGGCUUCUCAUGAUAUGCGAAGAGGCAACCGGAGGGAGCGAUUGAUUCUAGUGUUGUUCCAGUGCCGGUAUGCUGGAGCUGGACAUGCUUCGAUUACCAGCUGACGUCUGCAACCGACGUUGCAAGGAAGGAGGAGGGACAUUCGCCCACUGGCGACUUGAAUGCACGCCGCUGCUGAUCAGCUCCCUUCGCGCAGCAUGCCGACUUUUUCGAAUAAGGGACUCGUCGGUCAAUUCCCGACGCUGCUACUGCUCCUUCCUUGCCGCCGCUGUUGCUGCUUUUGUGACGGCGCUAAGUUUCCAGCAUGCCUCGCUUUGGCUGCACAUUCGCCGGUACUAAAGCAACUGAAGUCAGGCUCUGCGAGGACGAUAGAGGAGAGUGUACAAGAUGCACCAUUUUGGCACAGAGCAAGCCGCAAGCACUCCCAAGGGUACUCAUUUCCGCCGGGCCCUUGCGCCAACCCCCCUGAUAGCCCGGCAUCUCACGUAUGCAGAUACAGGGUAUCCUUUGUAGGUGCAGACAUGCAAAUAGUCUAGAAUGUGUUUGCAAUUCUUGAUCCCUCAAUCUGAUCG
Tilletiaria anomala UBC 951 is the source of this 691-nucleotide messenger RNA. RefSeq lists its product as uncharacterized. The coding region runs from base 281 to 655 and encodes 124 amino acids. Lineage: Eukaryota; Fungi; Basidiomycota; Exobasidiomycetes; Georgefischeriales; Tilletiariaceae. The record is from RefSeq and is a predicted model, not a curated record. The transcript has a single exon.